CAAUUGUGUUCAAAAAUACCAGUAACCCAAUGAACCACUGUUAACAGUAAUACUCACUUUUCUGCAAUUCAAAUAGCCACCUGGGGGCGCCAUGCUACUCUGCCGGUGCAGCCAGUGCAGCAGCCGGCAUUCCAGCCAGCGUUAAGCCCUCUCCAGCCGGCCUUUCAGCCGGCGUCAAGCCCUGUCCAGCUGGCCUUCCAGCCGGCGUCAAGCCCUGUCCAGCCGGCCUUCCAGCCGGUGCCCAGCCUUGUCCCGCCGACAUUCCAGUCAGCGGUUCCCCCCAGGACUUCCCCCACAAAAUCCCCCAGGACUCCGCGCCCUCGAGCGCAGCCGGGGAUUAAAACUAUUCUCCCCAUGAACCUUGUUGUUCCCCCCCUCCUCUCCCUUGUUUAUUGUUUUUGUUAUCCCAUCCUAAUCCUGUUAUUAUUUUGUAAUGUCUGCCCUUGAUUUUGUUUUCUUUGGUUUGCCUUGUUUUGUCUGUCACCCAGUCUGUCUUGUGUCAUCCGUCUACCCCUUGGUGAGCACCUGGAGGUGCUCAUUAAACGGGGGGCUUAUGUCAUGGUUCUGCCUCACUUAGUCAUGUUUUUCUUGGUCCUGUGGCAGAGUCAUGACAAAGCCUUUGGUUAUGUGUGGAGAGAAACAUAUUAUUGUCCUUUUGACAAUAAUAUGCGUUCUCUCCAGUGUCUUGUCAUUGGCCCUGCCCCUCUCGUUUCAUGUAUUGCUUCCCUGCCGUGUCUAAUGUUUCCCACCUGCCCUCGUUUAUUACCCUUUGUUUGUCUUCCCUAUAAAAUGCCCUCAUGUUUCAUCUCUGCUUCCAGCCACCAUUAUUCUCAUGGUCAGGAGACUUGUCAGAGGUUCUGGCCGUGGAUGCCUGGUUUCAGGAGAGUGAGAGAGUCUGGGGUUCAGCCCACAUCCAUCUGCAACAAGCAAUACAGAGGCACAAAAGGAACGCUGAUGCUUGUCGAUGGGAUAACCCCAUCUACCAUCCAGGGGAUCGAGUUUGGCUCUCCACCCGGAAUAUACGCCUCCAUCAGCCGAACGAAUAAGCCGAACGGAAGUGUGACAAAUUGGUGUAAACCGAUUCAACAAAAGAACAAAAAUCACACCGGUUUAAAUGACAACAGGAUGCCUUUUCAAGAUAAACCCAGAGAAGGGAUCCAAAAUCGAAAAGAACACCUCAAGAAAUCAAAAGGUGGUCAUUCCAAAGGUUCUUUCACUGUUCAGCAAAAUUGCAGACUAUGAAUGGAUGGAGUAAAAAUGAUCAAAUAUUCCUCCAUUAUCUUAUCUUAAAAUUAUUGGCUGUGUCACUGACUUGAAGCUACAUGUGGGCAAUUCCAACGUUAUGGACGUGACAUAAAAAUUCUCAGAGAAUGAAUUUUACUAAACCCUUGUUGAUAGUGAAGUGAAGUGACCUAUUUGUCAAGUAUGGUGACCCAUACCCGAAAUGUGACCUCUGCAUUUAACCCAUCCAGUGAGUAGUGAACACACGUACACCCGGAGCAGUGGGCAACUAUCACUGCAGCGCCCGGGGAGCAAGUAGGGGUAAGGUGCCUUGCUCAAGGGCACCUCAGUCGUUACCCGCCGGCCCUGAGGAUCGAACCAGAAACCUUCUGGUCACGAGUCCGACUCUCUAACCAUUAGGCCACAACUGAGCUCUCACAUGGGUAUUUGAAUCACCUAAUAUCUGUGCUGUUACCAAAGUAAAAACCGUUGGUAAAAACUUUAUUUUUUCAUUGUAAGGUUGACAUUUUCACGGAAUUGCCCAUGUGCUUCUGUUGUAUCAAAUUUCACUUUUUCAUUCUUGUAGUUGUAUGAAAGUUUCCAACAUUUCUAUUUUAGGCAGAAAAGUUUGAGAUUGAUGUCAUUUUUGUCCUCUGAUGGGUGUAUUUUAAUAGUUGAGCAUCAGUUUUAUCGCAUGUGUUUUAUAAAUCUGUCCAUGAUGAUGAUCUCUUGUACUGCUUCAGUAUUUUCUAAGAUGUUAUUGGUGAAAUUUUGUUGAGUUGAGCUUCUGUUGUUUAUUUGUUCUUUCAUGGCUCAUCUGUUGACAAGAUGAUUUCAUUGUAAUAAGUGGUCUAGUUUUUAAGGCAGU
This is a messenger RNA of Triplophysa rosa, 2089 nucleotides long. RefSeq lists its product as uncharacterized. NCBI's taxonomy places the organism in Eukaryota, Metazoa, Chordata, Actinopteri, Cypriniformes, Nemacheilidae. The transcript has 3 exons. The record is from RefSeq and is a predicted model, not a curated record. Bases 559 to 1242 code for a protein of 227 amino acids.